CAUCGACUGUACUUUUUUCCAUAGAUGCUGCCUGGCCUGCUGAGUUCCACCAGCAUUUUGUCUGUGUUGCCCGGAUUUCCAGUACCUGCAGAAUCUGUCUUGUUUGUGAUUUGAAAACAACACAGAAACAAGCCUUCAACCCAAUUCAUCCAUGCUAACUGAAAUACCUGUCUAUGAUAAUUGUGUUUUCUUGCAUUUUGACUACAUUCCCCUAUUCCUUUGCUAUCCAUGCAUACAUACUUUGAUAAUAAAUGUUUUGAACUUUGAACUUUAGUUUCCACUGUUGCUAUAUACUGGCGAUCCUUUCCCUUGUCUCUCAAUCUCUACCCAAAACAGCAUCUUAUACCUUUUGUCCUUGCAAAUGCUGCCUGGCCUGCUGAGUUCUUCCAGUGUUCCAUAUUCUAGCAUCUGAUAUCUCUUUUCUGUUCAUACCAAUGGGAAAUGGGGUUAGGGCGGGUAGAUCUUGUGGUCUUCACCCAUCACCUCUCAGCCUCUGUCUCUAACUCCAGUCUUCCCUCCCCCACCUUUCUCCAUCUGCCCGAACUUGUCUCACAAUCUGCCUCAUUAUGAUUCUGUCUGCCUGCACUGCUCUGUCUCUCCGCAACUGUAUCACUUCAUCCUGCACUGUUUACCUUAAACUUUUCCCUUAAACUGCCUCAAUGCAAGGAAAAUCAACGCAUUGGGGUUACGAAAUGAUCUGUAUGGAUGGCAUGCAAAGUACAGGUAACAAUAUUAAACUAAUUUACUCAAAUCCACCCAUCACUUGCCAGCUCUUGCCCCAGCCUCCCUCUCACCUCUCUACAGGCUGCUCCCCUCUAAUCUUCUGGCCCAGGAUAAGGGUCCUGACCAAAAAAGCUAUUUCCCUCCAUGGACCCUGUUAGAUCUGCCAAGUUCCUGCAGCAUUUUGUUUGUGCUCCAGAUUCCAGUGUUACAGCCUCUUGUGUCUCCCUUAUGACUCGAGGUAAUUGGCUGCAGACCCAGCUGGCAAUGAGAAUAUAUGUGGAAUUGUGACAGGUUUGUGUUUGUCUGAGGAUAGACGGGUCAGAAUGUGAAAAGACUGGAUGUGUGAAUACAAAGUGUUCAUGAGUUUUGUUUUGUGUAGUGGGAGGUGGCAGUGGUCCCCUUGAGCAAGAGUGUGAGAAGCUGAGCCUCCCAGCCUGCCUCAGCCCCUGUCUCCUGCUCAGUCUCACUUCAUGCGCCAUGUCUCUUUAAAGGCAAGUUUCAGGAACACAGGAAGGGAUGAAAAUAUAACGGCAACCCCUUUAAUGGGCGGUAACAUCCAGCAUUGACUCUGAACCCUGAUCGUUUCUCUGCCUCUGGAGAUGGGAACUUGGCUUUGCCUAGAGACAAGCAAUAAUUCCUACUUUUAGUAAUUUAAUGUAUUAUAAUAAAUUAUUAAUAUGUUGACGUUUUCUUGCGGAGGCGGCUUUCUUUGAAGUUGGUGGGAUGUCUUUGCUUAACUCACAAUAUUUGAAAUAAGCGGUAGUUACAGAAAGGACACGUCCUUCGUGCCAGGGCCGUGGGAUUAAUACAGAGAAACAGGGUGGGGAAGAGUCCGCGCGCAGCGCAGCAAGGACUGAGAUCGCGACCCGGCGCCGGACAGCAGAAACUCGCGUCGCAGGUUGUAUUUUCCCUACUCAAUGCCGUCCUGCUAAAUAUACCUGAGCAGCAAUUGCAAGCCCGGCUGCCAGUACCAUAGUGCGCAACGUCUGGCGACUGCAAGGAACCAGAAAACUGAGAGCAGCAACUGGAAGCGGCAUUAAAGAUCCAGGGAGGUACUAACUGAACGUUAUGGACGUGUGAAGAGAGAACAGAAACGAAUUGGGAAAGUCAAGGAUGAUAGAGGAAACGGUGAAGGAGAUGCCGGGGCUACCGGUCCUUCCCAGCAUUCCGGAUAAAGGAUCUGACUGUCCGCCCCCCGCGGCUGAUCAGCUCCUGGGCCGCCAGGGCCAGCUGACGGCAGCCACCGGUGGGGCCGAACUGUCCUGCUCCAGGUGCACUGUGCCCUUUGGCCUGGUCAUUCUCAUUACUGGCGUGGUGGUUACUGCUGUCGCCUACAGUUUCAACUCGCAUGGUUCAGUCAUCUCGGUGUUUGGGCUUGUCCUGCUGGCACUGGGAUUCCUCCUGGUGAUGUCCAGUGCAGUGUGCUGGAGAGCGAGACAGUGCAGAAAGCGAGCCAGGAGGAGAGAAAGUCAGACUGCACUAAUGACCAGCAGAGAAAUGAUCAUCUAGGAAACAUUCUCCCUCCAUUCAAUAAGUCCAAGCCACUUUACCUGGGUCCUAAAGCCACUGGUGGAAAUUUGAACUCACGAAAGUUCGCGAUGACAAUACUACAUGGAUUGUUCAACGCCGGGUUUAACAAUACCUCUCAACUUCGAUCCUGCUCAAGAAUUCGUGAAACAAAAAGAAAUUCUCCAUUAUCUCUUCAUCAAUUAAGGCCUCAAGUUAAGGUCUUGAAUUGGGGAAAAGCUAAUUUCAAUCGCAUAAAUGUGGACUUGGUAAACAAACAAAUUUCACGACAUAUCCCUGUGAUAUUAAACCUUAUUGUGAUUGUGAGGCAAAAUGGAGCUAUUCUCAGAACCGAGGAUUCAAAGGAACCGAGCAAUUAAUUACUCGCGUCUAACUGUGUGAGUGCCAGCGAGAACUGGACAGCAGCCAGUGUCGAACUGGAGCUCCUACUGUGUAAAUUUGUACUAAUUUAUUGGCACCUCUAUUCUCGCACACGGCGGACUCUGUCGCAGUUACCCGGGAUGCACCUUGUCAAAAAUGUUUAAACACGUAAACGUUCUUCUACCUCCUA
This is a messenger RNA of Hypanus sabinus (Atlantic stingray), 2800 nucleotides long. RefSeq names its product transmembrane protein 100a (gene tmem100a). The transcript has 2 exons. The record is from RefSeq and is a predicted model, not a curated record. NCBI's taxonomy places the organism in Eukaryota, Metazoa, Chordata, Chondrichthyes, Myliobatiformes, Dasyatidae. Gene Ontology annotation, biological process: cellular response to BMP stimulus. The coding region runs from base 1837 to 2232 and encodes 131 amino acids.